This is a messenger RNA of Polistes dominula (European paper wasp), 1315 nucleotides long. It is a transcript of the gene Vta1, whose product is annotated as vesicle trafficking 1. Gene Ontology annotation, cellular component: multivesicular body. The record is from RefSeq and is a predicted model, not a curated record. NCBI's taxonomy places the organism in Eukaryota, Metazoa, Arthropoda, Insecta, Hymenoptera, Vespidae. Gene Ontology annotation, biological process: late endosome to vacuole transport via multivesicular body sorting pathway.
AAUAUUAUGCGAUGUGAUAUUUUGCGUUUUAAAGUAGUAAACUUCAUGAGAUACUGUCAGAAUGUUAUAAUUCAAUGAAAUACGUGAUUUGUUUUUAAACGAAACAACUAACGUUUUGUUAAGUGUGUAUAUGAGAUUAGAUAAGACAAUAUAUACUCAAAAGUACUUACUUUAAGCUCUUAUGUGUUAAGAAAAAAAAACAAAUAAAAAAGAAACAACAAAAGAGACAUAAUGGUUGUUAGUCCAGAGUUGCCACCUGUUCCAGCACCUUUAAAAAACAUUCAACAAUAUUUAAAAGUAGCUACGACACAUGAUCAACGUGAUUGCGUUGUCAGUUAUUGGUGUCGUCUUUAUGCUCUUCAAACUGGUUUGAAAUUGUCAACGAAAACUAGUGAAGAAACAAGUUUUUUAUUGAAAUUAAUGAAUUGGUUGGAAACAACUAAGAAAGAAUUACAUGAUAAUGAAGCUAUUACUAAUGAUGUUUGUGCACAAGCACAUUUAGAAAAUUGGGCAUUGAAAUUGUUUUUAUAUGCGGAUCAAAAUGAUAGGGCUUCAAACUUUGGAAAAAAUAUUAUACAAUCAUUUUAUACCGCAGGAUUACUUUAUGAUGUUCUAACGGUGUUCGGAGAGCUUACAGAUGAAGCGGCACAAAAUAGAAAAUAUGCCAAAUGGAAAGCUACUUAUUUACACAAUUGUAUAAAGAAUGGUGAAACUCCUGUACCAGGGCCAUUAAAAGAUGAAGAUGGUGAAGAUAAUUUAAAUGAAUUUUCAAAUAAAGAUAAUUCUAAUUCAGGUAAUAAUUUAGCUGAUAAUGAAGACAAUACUUCAAACUUGGAUGCUUCUAGUCCAACUAAUGUCAACAUAUUUAAUCCUACACCAGCUAUACCAGAAAAUGAUGGAAGUGGAAAGAGUACAAGUAAUAUUCCAGAUUUCAAACCAUCUAUAAAAGUAGAUGGUGGAAUUGAUUUAUCUACGGAACAAAUAACUAAAGCUCAAAAAUAUAUUAAAUGGGCUGGAAGUGCUUUAAAUUAUGAUGAUGUUCCUACCUCAGUUUUAAAUCUUCAGAAGGCAGUACAUCUGUUAACAACUGGACAAGAUCCAGCAUAAAAAUCCAGCAUUCAUUGCAAGUGCCUAAUAAUUCAUUAGGUUCUAAUGUAUAAAUUUAAAAUUUAUUACUUUACCAUUAGAGUAUACGAAUCUUCCCUACUUGCUUAUUAAUUUACAACACAACAUAUAAAUUGCAUUGUAGUGUUAAAUAAUAAUUAUUCAAAGACUAAACAAAAACUAUCAACAUAAAUUCAUUAUAAAUAUCUUU